Acanthamoeba castellanii str. Neff is the source of this 366-nucleotide messenger RNA. RefSeq lists its product as uncharacterized. The record is from RefSeq and is a predicted model, not a curated record. Bases 1 to 366 code for a protein of 121 amino acids. Lineage: Eukaryota; Discosea; Longamoebia; Acanthamoebidae. The transcript has a single exon.
AUGCACAUGUGGGUGCACAUAUUGAACCUGACCAAGGCCAUGGCCAACCUCUGGAUGGGCACACAGGUCAGUGUAGUGGAACCCAUUGCAGAGCCUGUUGUCAUCCUGGUGUUUGACAUGGAGGAAGUGGGGCCAGUGCCUGAAUGGUUUGAGUGGGAGCCAAUGCCUGUGACCAAUGAAGCUAGCUUGGGUCUCAGCACCAUGGAGGCUGAUGAGCUGGUAGGAUGGGCUGACACAGACCUCUCCCACACCCAGAAGGAACAGCUGCACAGCCUCCUACUGAAGAAUGGGGACCUCUUCAGCGUCAAGCUGACACCAGGGCAGGCUCUCAUGAUCCCCCAUGAGAUCAACACACAGGGGCACUGA